Molecule: messenger RNA, 1739 nt
Organism: Sebastes umbrosus (honeycomb rockfish)
Lineage: Eukaryota; Metazoa; Chordata; Actinopteri; Perciformes; Sebastidae
Exons: 7
Coding region: 287-868 (193 amino acids)
Source: RefSeq, a predicted model, not a curated record
AAAAAUUCCUGGUGAAAGACGGCUGGAUUCUCCUGUGGAGAGGGCUGUUGUGUAGUGGUUAGAGCGCAGCAGAGCAUUCAAAUGGCAGAUGUCUGUUAAUUUAACGCCCUGAUUUGACUCCAUACACUUACUCUGUUUGGGAAACAAAUUCAGUUAUAAGUAGUCAGCUUCUCUUAAUGGAUUCAAAUGCAGUGGUGGAAUACAACUAAGUACAUUUACUCAAGUACUUUAGGCUACUUCAGUACAAAUUCCAGAGUGUCUGAGAAGGGGAGUGUUUUUUAACAAUAUGGACAAAGAAGAGAGAAGAUCCUCUAAGCAGUACGGCUCUCUGGACAAGACGCAGGUGGACGAAGCGAAGGAGAAUCCAGCGGAGGAUGUCAUUUCUAUGGCUGACUCCACGAUCACAAUCGAGGACAUCGAAGGAGAGCUGUGCAAGAUUGAGCGGAUAAGAGACAUCCUGGUACGGAGGGAAUCAGAGCUGAGAUACAUGAUGGACGACAUUCAGCUCUGCAAAGAAAUCACAAGGCUGAAGACGGAGCUGCAGAAACUCGUCUCAAUUCCAGACGAGGACAAGUCCAAGGAGGACAGGGAGAAGGAAGAAGAGCUGCUGCAGCAGAUCAACAAGCUGGUGGAGACCAGAGACUUCCUGGUGGAUGAUGUGGAGUUUGAACGGCUGAGGGAAAGAGAGGAAGACAGAGAAAUGGCAGCCUUCUUACAGUCCAAAUUUCCCAAGACAUUGGCUCCAAAAGGUGCUUUGGUGGAUCAAAAGGUGGUGUCCAAAUCCCAGCAGACAUCCUCGCCAUUUCUCACUAAAACUGGACUCACACUACUGAAAGACUGCUGUGGCUUCACCUGCUCCAUCAUGUAACACAACCAAAACUGCCUCUACGUGUGUGUGCGUGUGUGUGUGUGUGUGUGUGUGUGUGUGUGCCCUACUAAGAAAGAUUAUCCUCAUUAAUCUUCAUAUGCUUGUAUGCGUAAUGUAAGCGACGUGUAUUAUAAUAUAUUAUGUGAUUUGCUACUGUGAAAUACUGCGUUUAUAUGUCUUGCAGAGGGGAAGCUGGCUGGCUUAUAGAUAUAAUAAUGUUUUCUGUCCAAUUAAGGUAAUUAGAUAUUAUUAUGGCUGCUCUGACUAUCUGUUUGUAAUGUAUUAGAUGCUGUAAGAGACGUCAUUGAGGGAACAAACUACACUUGCUGUAGUUCUGUAGCGAAAUAUUAUAAUAACAUUGUUAGGACUGCAGCUAGUGAUUACUUUCAUUAUUGAUUAAUCCGGGUUUUUUAAAGAGGACCUAUUAUGCUUGUGUGCUUUUUCCCUUUCCUUUAUUCUGUUAUAUAGUUUUUGUGCAUGUAAAAUGUCUGCAAAGUUACAAAGCCCAAAGUCCACGCCAAAGGGAGUUACUCUCCCCCACAGAAACACUGCUCCUGAACUGCCUGAAUUGCCUUGCAGAGCGCUUCAGACUAAGUGUGAAAAGAGGUGCUGCAGCACAGCCGGUAUGAGAAAAGUAAAGCGUUUUUUGAACUUUAAAGCAUGUAAACAUGUUCUAGUAGAAACCCAAAAUACAAGUAUGCACCUGAAAAUGAGCAUAAUAGGUCCUCUUUAAAGUCUAUUCUCAUUAUUCAGUUAAAUGUUUGGUCCAUAAAUUGGUCCAUUUGGCAGUAGCAGUACAUUGGAGGACAGAUGAAGUUUAUUGAGAUAAUUUAAGAUGACAAUUUUAUGAAUAAAAUAAAAAUGCAGAAAA